GCUCACCCAGCCAAAGAAGGAACAUCGAAGACGCUAGGAGAAGGGUGAGAUCAAGGCCUUGAACUCCGCAACACUGCCAGGUAACACGCCGCCGCCGCCACAGCUCAGAGAAAUGUUAGUAAUCAGGUUUUUUUAAAAGUUAAGAAUAAAACAUGGAAAAAAAGCGGGAAAAAACGCCGGAAAGUAGACUGAUGGUGAAUACACCAGAUUUACAAAUAAUGAGCUUGAAGAAAAGUAAUGAUGAAAUGAGGAAGCAUAUCUCAAAAUUGAAAUCGGAUCUUGAACAGGAACGGAGUAAUAUCAAGAAAAUUAAACGCGAGAGAGUCGUUGAUAUUAGAUCGGCCAGAGAAAAGGAAUACCAAAGAGCAAUGAUGGCGAUAAGCGAUUUGAGGAAUAAAUUACACCAAGAGAAAAUUAACGAGUUGUUGGCACAGAAGGAUACGUUAACGAGACAGUACGAGAUGGAAGUGAAGAAAAUUGUGAAACAAAAAGAGGACUCCUUAGGAAAAAUGCAAUCUGAGUUACACCGUACCAAAGAGGAUUUACUGGUAAGGAUGAAGCAUCGAAUAGCAGCUGAUGCGCAAGACGAAGUAAAGAAAAAAUUUGAAGUGGAGCGUAGUAAAAUGCAACAGGAGAUCCUCGAAUUGAAAGAGAGUAAACGGAAAAUAGAAAAUGAGUUCAACCAGAUUAGUGAUGCAGAAAGGAGGAGGAUUGCCGAAAAUAAAUGGAUACAAGACAAACAUAUUCUUGAGAUGGAACAGUUGAGGAAAGAAACACGAAGAGAUAUUUGCAGAAUGGUUGAUGAGUUGAAAAAGAAAGAAAAACUCGUUGGCGAAUUGGAGAAAGAAGUUGGCCAUCACAGUGGACACUCUCGGAAAUUACAGGCGGAAAAGGAAUCGUUGAAAGACGAAUUGAGUAAUAUUAUGAAAAUGGCAGACACUUGGGAAAGAAGCAGUACACCUGGCAUCUGUAGUCCGCGAUCCAAAUCCCCACCUACCAGUCCUAGACCUGGUACACCAAGAUCAAUACCAAGUCCGAGACCACCAGCACUUGGCAGACUGACUCCUGAUGCGCAGGCCUUGGAAGAUUUUGAGAGAGAGCGUUUUCACUGCAGGCUGUCUGAGUUAGUGCAUCUUGUCCGACGCUUAGAAGACGAGAACAGUAAAUUACAAAGAGCGAAAGAAGCGUUGGAAGGGAAACUUAAGAACGCAGAUUUUACAUCAGAGAGAAACAAAUUAAACAAAAUAAUAGAAGAUUUAGAACACGAUAAAAAGAGGCUGGAAAACACGUGUAAAACCUUGAAUGAAGAAAACAAGAAAAAGAUCUCUCUAAGUAAACUCCCCAUCAGGAGGCAGGAAUCGGUCGGGUAUGGAUCACGGAGAUCAUCAAGUACAGACAGCAGUGAUAACAGUGAGGCGGAGAAAUUCAAAAAGAUUAUGGAUGAUAAUUUUAAAACUAUAACAGAGUUGAAAAAUCAGAUCAUCGAAAAAGAUAGGAGACUCGACUUGAUACAACAUCGAAGACGAAAAGCAAGGAGGCGACAAUCAGGAAUCUUAGAGUCUCCCAAAGGCCUUGAAGAUGAAAUCGGACUGGAUACAGCGUCUAUAACAUCAUCCAUUUCCCAGAGAUCAGAUAAUAGCAUCUCUGGGGAAUGGGAUGAAUUUGAGAGAGCAGAAAUGGAAGGGAAUUACCAACAGCUCUCCAAAGAAUAUUUGCAGCUAAAGAAAGCAUACACACAGCUGCAGGCUAUGGUUGGAGGUUCUCUUGAUGUACAGCGAGAAUUUAAGUUACGAGAACAACUUGAACUUGACCUCCUCGAUAGCCAAGCUAAGAUUGAAGAUUUUCAGAAGGUGAUUAAAGACCAAGGUAAAGAUGCUGGCUGGGUGGAAGAAAAACAAAAGUUUAUCACCUAUAACAGAAAUCUACAAUCUAAAGUUGAAGAAAAAGAAGAUGCAAUAAAGAAAGUUAAACGUGAUUUAAAUGAUUCACGCGAUCAAAAUGAAUUACUUGAAUUCCGUAUCUUAGAACUAGAAGAAAGAUCGGAAUCAUCGCAUACUGCUGUACCGGAAUCCCUCAGUUCUCUGUCACCGUCAUCACCGAACACCAUAGUUCGACGAUCUCCAUCACCAGCUGCUCUACCAUUGAUACAGGUGACAGAAACUGAUGGAAUAUCAUUGCAAAUAGCAGUAAAUGAGACUGGCUUCACUCUGGUGAGACCAGUCUCUGUACAGCAGGACAUGUCAGUUGUCGAUAUCAAGCAGAAGCUGGAGGACAUAGCUAACAAUAAGGAUGAUGAUAGAUUGUCAGUAGAGGAUAAAAAGUCCUUGUUACAGGCACGAGCAAUGCUGGACAUUGCAGACCUGAAACUCAAGAAGAUGACUAGUAGCGAAACUAGCUUAAAAAGGAAAGUUAUGGAUUUGGAGCAUGAGAAAGACAGACUUGCUGCUAAAGUUAGUAGUACUGAAGUGGAACUUAGAAGCAAUCUAAACGUCUUAGAUGACUGCAAUAAGAAAAUUGAUGAACUUGAAGAAAUAAUUGAAGAUAGAAAAAAAUCUGAAUCCAAGUUUCAUGCUAUGGAGGAUGUGUACCUCAAAAAUGAAAGUAAACUCAAAGAUGAAAUCAAACUUUUAAAGAAACAGAUGUCAUCCGAUAAAGAGGGGCGGGAUUAUGAAAAUGAACUUCUCUUCCAAAAAAUAGCUGAAGUCAGGGACGAGAAACAGACUGAGUUACUACCACAGAAAGUGGCUAUUCUUGAAGAGUCCAACUCAGCAUUACAGGAGAAACUAGACAGGGUAUCAGAUUCCAGUUUACAGAGUAAGUUGGAUAGUUUGGUCAAAGAAGACACCUUGGCUGCUAAAGAGGGAGCUGAAUCUAAACAGAUUGAGCUGAAAUCUGUCAUGACUCUAGAAGAACUUCAACAUCUGAAAGCUAAAGUUGAUGAAAUUAAAGCUGCUCAUCAGAAAAUUGCAGAAAUGGAGCAAACGGAACUUGUUCUCAGGAAGCAUAUUGAAGCACUUGAACGUGAGAUUGUGGAAUUGCAAGAAAAUAUUCAACAUCAUGAAUCAUCAUACAAUGAAAAAGUUGAGGAAUAUGAAAUCAGAGAGCAUACAUUGAAAGAAAUCUCAAGAAAAGCAGAACAAGCAGAGGUUCAGCUGAAAGAACAACUUGAUGCAAGCAUAUCUGAGGACUCUAAGAAGGGAGAGCAAAUCCAGGAAUUGUGUCUAAAAAUCAAGAUUCUAGAAAGCUCUGAAACUUCUUCAAAACAGAAGUUUGACAGUGAUGCAAUAAACCAGAAUCUGGAUACUGAACUGAAGCAAUUAAAAUCUGAGAAUGAGAAAUUAUCCAACCAACUUAACUCAUAUGAACUUGCCGAAAAAGAACUUAAGGGACAGAUCAACCAAAUUAAAGUGGAAAAUGAUGUUCUAAAAGACAAAUUACAAUUGUUAGAGAUUGAAAACCCAAAUUUAAAAUCACUGCCAGGAGAUAAAACUGAUGAUGAUAAAGAAAAUGGAGACGUUUUGAAGAUGAAAGACAGGAUUUGGGAACUAGAAAGCUCGGAAAAGGUUUUAGAAGCAGAUUUGUUUGAUUUAAAAGAGGAAAAUGAAAAGCUUAAAUCAAAAUUAAUGAAUGGAGAUUCUGAACCUAUGCACAGUGAAAUAGAGGUGUCAGAGACACAGGAACAAACCAUUAAUGAUCUGAGGACAUCACAAACCUCUUUGAAAGAGGCUCUUUCCAAGACUACAUCAGAAAAAGAGAAUCUUCUCAAAAUGUACCAGGACGCUCUGGAGAAAUUACAGGAGCUUGAAACUGAUGAAAAAAUAGAUCAAUCACCAUCAUUAGAUGUCACCUCAGAGGCUCAAGUCCAAUCUUCUGUAGAACAACCUAUAGAGCGUGUAACAGUAGAGAAUGUUAGCAUGCCGCAAAAUCUUCUACUGAAUAUGGAUUCGCAGAAGGAGCAGUCAUAUGCAGAUAGGGUUUACGAGUUACAAGCAAGUGAGAAUGUAUUGAAGAAUAUUGUCAAAGAUUUGCAGGUUUCUGAAGAAGAACUGAAUAAUAAAAUUGUUGAAUUGACCUCAGAAAAAGCUGAACUUGUGGCACAAUUAAGGGAUGCAAAUCUGAAAGAUGAGGAAAGUGAAAAAGUCAUUAAAGAGCAUGAGAAUGAAGUAUCUAUGCUUAAAAUGAAAAUUGGUGAAAUUGAGACAACCAAAGAGAAGUUGGAAGAAGAAAGUGCGCUUUUGACAAGGCAAUUAGAAGUCGCAAACCAGAAAUUACAAGAAGUAGAAGAAAGGAAUGCAGAAGUAAACAAACUCAACAAUGAUUUGCAAGUCUCUGAGGCACAGAUGAAGGAAGAAAUGCUUGAGAUGUCAUCAGAAAAGGAAGAAAUUGAAGUUAAACUUUUAGAGGCUAGAGAAGAGCUGAAGAAAACAAAUGAAAGAAUAGAUAACUUGACAGCUUCUGAGAGCAACCUCUCAGAGCAGCUUAAUAAUGUUAUUACAGAAAAAGAAACAUUAGCUGCUGAUUUGAAAGAAAGUAAUGUACGACUAGUUAACCAAGAACAAAGACUGGAAUCUGUAAUAGCUGCUGCUGGAGAAGAAAAGGUUAAAGUCUUAACAAAGGAGAACGAUGAACUAACACAAAAGCUUGAAGAAGCAGAAAACAGGAUAGAAGAGCAGGACAUCCAAGAAACUGUUUUGAAGAAAAUUAUUAAUGAGUUAGAAGAUUCAGAGAAAACAUCUAGAGAACGGAUCGUGGAAUUGGAGGAAAGUGGAAAAACGGUAAAAGCAGCUUUGGAUGGGCAAGAGAAAACAUCUGAGGACCUAAGGGAGAAGCUUGAUGAAGUUGAAAAAUCAGAAAAAGAAUUACAGGAGAAGGUUUUACAAUUGGAAAAUUCAGAUAAAGACUUGAGGGAUAAAUUGUCGGAACUGGAAAGUGCACAGCUUGAUAGUAGUAAUAAUGAAGCUUUGAUGAAGGAAAUUAAAGAACUAGAGCUGGAAGUACAGAGGAGGAAAGAUAUUGAAGUAGAUCUUAAGGAAGACCAUUUUGAAGAAUUAACUUCAUUGCAAGAACAGAUCCAAGAUUUAGAAAGGACUAACCAGGAACUAAGAAAGAAACUUGCAGAACUUUCCGAGGAAUUGGAAUGUAUUGAUGAACUGAAGAAAGAACACCUCUCAGAGGUAUCAAAUUUGCAAGGGAAGAUCAAAGAUUUGGAAAACCAGAAUGCUGAAGAUUCAAAUAAGUUUGAAGAUCUCAAGCAAAGUCUCUCCAUGGAGAUAGCUACAUUGAAGGAACAGGUUGAUGAUCUUGAAAACUCUGAAAGGGAUAUCAGGAGUAAACUUUCACAGAAUUCAGAUGCACUUUUCAAAUCACAGAAAAGUUAUGAAGAGGACCAGAAAAUGUGGAAUGAAAAAGAACAUCAUUUAAAAGACCAACUGUCUGAGUCUGAAGUUGUCAUAAAAACUCUAAAUGAGAAAGUGCAAGCAUUGCAACAGCAGGAGGUUACAUUGAAGAAAGAGGUAGAGAAACAGGAAGAGAUCAAAGUUAAAGCUUCUGAAAGGGAAAUUGCAACUUAUUCUCUGCAGGAGAGAAUUGCUGAAUUGCAGGAAUGUGAGUCAUUACUGAAAGCGAAAAUCAUUGAACUUACUGAAUCAGAGGAAAGUGCUAAGAAGAAUUACCAAGAAACACUUAAAGACAGGAUAGAAAAUGAGAAGGCUUGGAAAGUUAAAAUAAAAGACCUUGAAGAUACAGAAGAUAAAUCUAGGUUGCGAUUACAGGAAAUGGAAGUUGUUGAAAUUGAUCUAAGGGAACAAUUAGAAGCCAAAGUCCGUGAGAAUGAAGUAGCAUCAGAAAUGUGGCGUCAAAGUGAAGACUUGUUAAAUGAAAGAGUGGCAGAGUUAGAAGAAUUAGAAACAGUAUUAAAACAGAGAAUUCAAGAGCUUGAAGAUAAUGAAAGUCAUCUGAAGCAGGAGAUAAAACAGAAAACAAAGGAAACCGAGAAUACUUGGAAGCAGGCAGCAGAAUCAUCAACCUUAGCAUAUCAAGAAAGAAUACAUGAACUUGAGGAGCUGGAAGGUGAUUUGAAAGACAGAAUCUCCCAACUUGCUGAGGCUGAAAGGACUGCUAAGGAUAUGCUUCAAGAAGCUACAGUUGUCUAUAGAGAAAAUGAAGAAGCUCUGAAGGAAAGGAUCGAGCAGUUGGAAGAAGAUCAAGGUGAAAUGCAGGGACAAAUUCAUGCAUUAGAGAACUUGAAAGCUAUGAUGCGUGGUCAGAUUGAGGAUGCUGAACAGCACAACAAAGAAACCCAAAAAGCAAAUAAAAGGCUUCAAGAAAAGAUUGAGCAAUUUGAAUCUGGAGAACAAGCUCACAAAGAUGAAUUAAAUCGAAUGAAGAAGCAGCUGGAAACCACUGAACAGGCUGAAAAGGAAUCACAGAAAUUAUUGUCACAGCAGCUAGAAGACAUCCAAACUGAAAGUAAAUCUAAUGAAAAGAAUUUGAGAGAUCGAGUGAAAGAGUUGGAGUAUUCUGACAAUGAACUGCAAAACAAACUGUACGAGACAGAGACUGUGAAGACAGAAUUGGAAGAUCGCCUUGAGAGUGCAGAAAUUGAGAACAAGAGGGUGAAAGAAUCGAACAACCAUCUGAAAGAACAAAUUGAUGAGCUUGAAGAAGAAAACAGUAAAUUGAGGCGAGACUUGGAGGAUACCCAAGAAAAGGCUGAUGAAUCAGAAAGAAUUAGCAGUGAGCUUAAAGAUAGAUUACAUGAAACAGAGUCAGUGGGUGAUAUGAAAAAGAUGGAAGAACAAAAGUCACUUGAAAAGAUUCAGAAACAAAUCGAGGAAUUACAGAUGUCUGAAGAAAUGCUUAAAGAUGAUGUAGAACAUUUGGAAAGGUCUGAAAGAAAAUUGAAACAAAAGCUUACUGAAAAGAAUGCUGAUAUUGAUAAGCUUUACCAGCAGAGGAAGGUUGAGAAAGACGAGAUGAGAAGUCGCAUUCUGGACUUAGAGAUGUCUGAAAUGAAAUUAAAAGAGCAAGUCCAUGUCCUUGACAUGGAAGUAAAGAAGAAAACAUGGGAUAUUGAGAGAAUCCAACCACAAAUUAAAUUUCAGACAGAGCAAAUUGAUACUGUUGGCAAACAGGAGAUUAAGCAUAAAGAACUUGCAAACUGUCUGCGGAAGAAGGUUGAACAGCUGGAGCAACGAGAGAAGGACCUUAAAAAUGAUAUCAUGAUGGCAAGUGAUUCCCAAUCCCCUCUUAAGGAGAAGCUAUCAAGGUCAGAGAGAAGAGAAACAGAACUUGUCAAAAAGGUUGAGAGGUUAGAAAAGUCUGAAGAAACACUGAAGGCUGCAGUUCUGUCCUUGGAACAGGCAAAAGAUACAAAAACCAAGAAAGAAAUAGAAGAACUUAACGAGCAAGUACAGCAGCUUGAAGAUGUUGCAGAUAAAUUGAGACAUGACUUAAAAAGAAGUGAGAAUAGUGAAAAGAGUAUAAAGAAACUACACACAGCUUUAGAGGAUGAUUUCAGCUAUCUAAAGGAAGAGGAAUCUAAGCUGAGAAAUAGAUUGAAAGAUAUUGAGAAAGAGAAGGGCCAGUCAAAAAAAAGGUAUGAUGAGGACUACGAAGAGCUUCAAGAUAAAGUAAUUGCUUUAGAAAAAGUGGAACAAACCUUAAAGAAAAAGUUAGAGAGUUCUAAGAAGACUGAAGAAGCUCUUCAGAAGGAAUUGAACACUGCAGAAGAAAUGUUUGAUAAAACUGAAAAUACUUUGAAACAAACAAACAAAGCUUUAGAGAGGAAAUUAAAACAGCUGGAAGAGGCAAUAGACAGAUCCCAACUAAGAGAGAAAGAACUUGAAACAUCUGGGAAUAGCUUACAACAGAAAUUGAAGAUGUUAGAGAAAUCGGAAUGUGCUUUAAAAGACCAAGUUUCUGAAUUAGAAAAUCAAGAGCUUAAUUUCAAACACCAGGUACGAGAACUUGAGAGUGCUGAGAGGAUGUUAAAAAUGGACAAUGAUCAACUGAAACUUGAGAAAGAUCUGCUUACUGAUAAAAUGGAUGAUGUAAAAAAGUCAGAGAGUGAUCUGCAGAAGAAGACUGGAGAGCUACAGAUGAAUGAAAAGAAAUUGAAAGAGAAAGUUGUUGCGUUAGAGAAACAGCUGAAUGUUCUCAGAGAGAAGGUUAAAGAGAUGGAAACUAGUGCAGCAACAAUGGAGACAAGAUGUGCUCAGGCAUCUAAGCUUGAAAAAGAAUUGUCAGACACUCAGGAUGAAUUACAAGAAUCUCAUACAAAGAUUGAUCAGCUUGAAAGAGCUAAAGCAUCAUUGAAAAGACAGCUGGAAAACCUGGAAGAUGAUUUGGCAACUGGACAGAUGAUAACGUUACCGCUCGAAGAAUACAAACGUAUGAAAGCACAGACUGGAUUACUGGAGAUGACGGAACAGAGUGUUGAAGAUCUGGAAAAAACAGAAGCUAAACUACAGGAUAAAUUGAAGAAGAUGGAAGAGCAGAAGGAUUAUUGCGAUGCAGACAAAGAAAUUCUCAAUCUUCGAUUACAGUUGGAUGAGAAGAAUGAGAUAAACAAAGAACUGCAAGAUAAAUUUGAUGAGUCACAGAUACAUCUGAAGACCGCACAGAGACAGGGAGCGGAUCUUAGAAAUAUUCACUCAGCGGUUAAGAAAGAACUCAAUGAACUUAAAGAAUCACUUGAGAACGGCGAUAUUCUCUCUGGUAUCUACACAAAACGUAACAGCAAAUCUACGCAGACAGACGCUUUGCGAUAUCUUGGCGGUACGGCUUUGCAAUCUAGAGUGUACACGCCAGAAAACAAACAAACUACCUUACUAGAGUUUUUAGAGACACUUCCAUACAAUGCACAAAUACCAAAGACGACUGUAGAAUACCCUAAAUCGGUUUUACCAGAGUUGAAAUUAGACAACAUUGCUGAUAGGCUGAUGUUGUGUACCAGUAAAGGCUUAGUAGAUGUAGAUUCGAAACCAGGGUAUUUUAUGCAAUCAGCGACAUUACAGAUGGAGAAGACCGCUGACCUUGAUAAAAUUAGAUUAAUUGAAGAGUUAGUUGAGCAUCUUCCUCAGUAUGAAACUAACACUGCUCAAGUGAAAACAUCACCACCACGUAGACUGUAUGCUGUGCGAGAGAUGACCAGAAGAACAACGAUUCCUGAUAAAUCUAUGCCAUCCCCGAGAGCGCUGGAUACGUCAAGACCUUAUGAAAGAAAAAAACUUAUAGAAGCCCUGGUGGCAGUGCUUCCGCAGGGAGAUCCCGAGUUGCCGUCAGAGUGGAUCCGACCCAAAACAGUGCAAUAUGGUAAAUUGGUAGAUGAGCCCCAGAUGUGUGCAAAUGGUGUCUUCCGUGCUGAGUUUAACACUGAUAUUGUAGUUAGCCAGCCAUCUCCUCCUCCUUUGCCAGAUACCAUGCCCCCACCCAUACAAUUUCAGACACUUCCUUCUUCCUUCGAUGAAACCCAACAUUGUGACUCUCCUGUACCUAAUUUCUUUGAUGUCAACGGCAUUGAUUCAGAAUCUGACUUCUCAGACGUGGAUUUGCCACCACUUCCAGCGUCAGAACCUCCAAGCGCUUCCCACCUGGUGAUAGAAUCCUCUAGAAAACAGGCCACACUGCACGUCCAGAGACCGCCAUCGUUUGACAGUGGUAUGGAAACUCAGUCAACCGGAACAGACCGGGAGUAUGCUGAUGAGAACACUUCCGCCUUCGUCUUUCCUGUUCCUGGCAAACCUCUCACUUUACCUAGAGUGCCUUCCGAAGAGGGUCCAGAAACUUGCCCUAAGCCUCCCACGCCUCUGUGGGUAACCAAGAUGGUACAAAGACAGCUGAGUGAACGGGACUCCCACGAAGCUGAAAAGGAUCAACUGAAACGUAAAAUAGUUGACCUUACAGCGGAAAGCGAGGAAAGAGCAGCUCUUCUAAGAGACAGAGAUAUAUCUUAUAAAAUAAAGGAAAUUGAGGAGAUUGCUGAUCUUAAGUACAAGCUUCAGGAAAAGGAAGAAGCCCUGGAAGAAAAAUGUAAAUUAUCCAAAAGCCUUCGGAUGGAAAAUACGCAACUUCAUGCUGAAUUCAGAGAUAAGAAUGGACAACUGACAUCACUAAAGGCAGAGGUUAUGCGAUUAGAACGAUUGCUAAGAGGAAGCCAUUCUGAUGACGGUCAGGUAGCUGCGCUCAGAGAAGAGCUUGAGGGAAAACAAAAACAAUUGCAAGACAAGAAAGAAGAGAUGAACAAGAUGACCAACUUGAAUGAUGUUUACAGAACAAAACUUGACAGGCGAGAAAAAGAUUUAGCAGCUAAGGAACAAGAGUUGGAACAAAAGAACUCAGAGUUACAAAAACUACGACAUGAGGUAGGUGGUCUGGAACAGCAGAAGAAAAUUGCUCAGACGUCAGCAGAUUCCAAAUACAAUGAGUUAGCUGGCAAGUAUGAAGCAUUAAAACAAGAGUUUCAAGCAAAGUGCCUGGAACUGGACAGCACCCUGGAAGAAUUGAAAUCCUUGAAGAAGAAAUAUGAAGAUCUUAAGAAUAAACUGAAAGAUUUAGAAAAGAUACGUGAUGAAAGAGAUAUCAUACUUGGUAAACUACAAGCUUUAGAGGCUGCUCUUAAACUCAAGGCUGACCAAGAGCAGAAACUGUUUGAGGAACUGGCCAUGUUAACAAGAAAACUAGAAGAUUAUGAGAAAUUGAAUACCACAAGAGAUGGUAUAGAGGAGAGUUUUAGAGAAAUUAAAAACAAUUAUGAUGAUAUGGAGCACAAGAAACGGGAAGCUGAGCUCGCUGUAGCUCCUCUUAAGGCGAAAGUCUCAAGGCUUGUAAAGAAAUGCAAGGAACGUGAUGAAUUAAUUAAAAAAUUAACCAAUGAACUGAGACAGCAGCACAAAGGACAUCCUAAUGAACUCCUGGAAGCGGUUACUAAGUUACAAUCUCGAAUGCCCGAUGAGGAGUACAAUGAACCCAUGUCACCGUACAGUACUACAUUACAUGGAAUCCAUGAAGUGUCUGAGGUCACACGCGAAAAUUCGGAUGUCGGGGUUGAAAGUUCCCCAUCAUUAUCAUCUCUGUAUACACGGAGAACACCUACUUUACCAACGAGAAUGAUCAAUGAACUUAGUGAACCUCUCUGGCAAACGAUUGAAAGCUCAUCACCUGCUACAGUCGGUAGACACCAGCAACUGCAACUUGAUGUAGAUAACAUCCAGGAUACUGAUGAAGCUGCUAUGCAGGAACUAUUACGAAGCCUUAGCAGUGAUCCAAUCGGCUCUUCUAGCAAUAGAAGUACAUCUAGUCAGGUGGCAGCGACUCUGCCGCAAACUAGUGCGACCACGCGAGAUAGGAAAUCCCCUGGUUCUGCAUUGCAGGAGCUGUUGACUGUGGAUCCAGAGUUAGCAAGAAUGUUAGAUAGAGGCAGUAACAUGGGUGAUGGCAGAGACAGUGGUGAUAUGCUGCAAGGGACAGGCAGCUCAGAAAGACCAAGGUCGUCAACCCCAAGGAGACAAAGGCCUAGAGAUUCAUCGCAUUUAAGACAGAGCCCUGAAGAGAUACUACGAUUGCACAGUAGAUUAUCGGAAACCAGGUCCAAUCCUUACGAGUUCAAUUAUGAGCCAUCGCCAUCGUUAGCUGAAGAAGCCAGCCAACUGGAACAGUUGCACAAUAUCAAUUCACCAAUGUUCAUUGAUGGAGUUCCUAUCGCAACAUCACCGAGACUUUCUAUGAGUUUACCACAGCCUGUGUCCUCGCAGCCGUUAUCAUCUAAAAAUUUGCCACAGUUAUCAGCACCUACACUACUGUCAAUGGGAGUUCAACCCACACAAAAUAUUGGAAGUGUUCCAGCUGCUUUCUCCAGCAUACCUGGCACACACAAUGGGAAUAUUCCAUCUUCGGCAAAUGGGGGUGUACCAACAUACCUCCGAGGGGCAGGAUUAGAUAGGCCAGACUUAGGUAGCUUAUCCCUGAGUAACAGCAGUAUGUUGUCUCCAGCUGGAUUACCCACUGCGGCCCUCCUACCACCAACACUGGCCUGCAAGUCUGAAGGUCCUCCGUUGUCACCGUCUGAUUUCUGCAUUUCUCGCAUUGUCAGUAGUCGUAGUGUAUUACUUACAUGGGUUCCGCCAGCAAUGGACGAAAUGGCUAAAAGUAAUGGUGCUCAAGUUGCUGGUUACAGGGUGUACCUCAAUAAUAAACAAAAACAACUUGUAAACAGUGCUCAUCUUACAAAGGCUCUUAUAGAGAACAUAGAUAUACGAAUUCCAGUUACAUUUAGUAUUGAGACUGUAUCAGUGACGGGACAAACCUCACAUCGAGUUGAGAUGCAAUUUGAUGGCAAUAUGCUAUCACCGUUCCUAACUGAAUCCAUGGCGAGUGAAUCGGCAGCGGAUACUGAAGUCUCUUCUAUAUUCAGUGAUUUUGAAGAACCUCAGAAAAGAACUUUCAUGGCAAUCUAUGAUUAUAUUCCCGCCGAUCAUUCUCCGAAUGAUUAUCCUGCAUUUGAAUUACAAUUCAAUGAAGGUGACAUCAUAACCAUAUAUGGUCCACCCCGACCUGACGGGUUCUACCAUGGAAAGCUUCAUGGUAAAAAGGGACUUGUGCCCUCAAAUUUUAUUGAAGAAAUUCAUGUUUCUGGAAACAAAGGACGUAAAAAGAAGAAAUCUCGAAGUCAAGGCAGCCUUCAUAACGGGCAUUCCUCUACAGCAAGUGACAGUCCGAGACAACGAUCAGGACGAAAUAACCGACCCCCACCAGGGAAGAAUUCUCUCGGGGGCUCAAGAGUCUGAAACUGAAAAAAAAACAAAACAAUAUUUAAUUUAUGCAGUAAUAAAAUUAAAGCAAGAAAAUGAAGAAACUAAAUUAAAAUUCCUUAAAUUAAAUUCAAAUUCAAAACAGAAUAUUAAAUUGAAUGAUACAAACUUCCGUAUAUUUAAAACAGUAUCAGUACUCCGUUGUUUUAUUAAAAUUUAUUUUGUAAUGCUUUCCCUGUAAUAAAAUGUACAGAACCUAACAAUAAUGAAAUUUUGAAGGGAAAAAAUAACACAAGAAUUUAUAAUGUUGAGGUUGUAUUGUUGAAAAAAAAUCUAACUUUUUAAAAAUAUUAUACUGUAUAUUGGGUAACAUACCAAAGGAAAAAGUUUAUUCUUGUCUGUUGUGGCUGUACAACAUUAUACUGGUUCCAACUGGUUAAUACCGGUUAAACGGGAUGAGAUUCCAUCAAAUAAUGCUUUCAAAGGUUUCAGGGAAAUAGAAUUUAAGUUAAAACAGUGUUUAUAAAAGUCUUUGCAGAAUUCUUAAUAACAAUUGUAUAUUUUUUACCUGUAUAUAGAAUCUGUAUAUUCUUCCCACCUAGUGGCAGACAUUUAGAACAUCUCUAUGCAACUAAUUGUAAUUUUAAGUAUUUUACUUAUUUUUAGUCAGCGGCCAUGGUAAAGUAUAAAACUAUACUCCAGGAAAAAAAAAAGCUCCAGGGAAAAUCUGUAAUUGUCAUCCAGGAGUUUUACAAUUUUAUUUGCGUUUUUUUAUUGUUUAUAUUACUGUUAACAUGUGAACUGUACCAAAAAUUCUUGCCUUUUUAGUGAAUUCUCUUAUUUUUACAGUUUAUUUUGAUGGGAAGCGAUUGUUGACAAUUCAUUAAUUCAAAAAUAUUUGAAGAGUUUGGUUCUGUCAAAUUGUUGUGCAUCGUCUCAUCUGUU
Molecule: messenger RNA, 13694 nt
Organism: Saccoglossus kowalevskii
Lineage: Eukaryota; Metazoa; Hemichordata; Enteropneusta; Harrimaniidae
Molecular function (GO): kinase binding; microtubule binding
Source: RefSeq, a predicted model, not a curated record